This is a messenger RNA of Ficedula albicollis (Collared flycatcher), 711 nucleotides long. RefSeq names its product LYR motif containing 9 (gene LYRM9). The record is from RefSeq and is a predicted model, not a curated record. NCBI's taxonomy places the organism in Eukaryota, Metazoa, Chordata, Aves, Passeriformes, Muscicapidae. The transcript has 6 exons. Bases 248 to 592 code for a protein of 114 amino acids.
GAGCUGCCCGCGAAGGGCCGGGGGGUCUGUGGGGUUUUGGGGCCUGCUUUUCCAGUCUCUAAGAACCGGAGAGCGGCGAAGUGCGGGGCCUGUGGGCUGUGGCAGCAGGUGGUGGCACCAUGUCACACCGUGCGUGAGCUCCUCUUGGCAGGAAAGGGGAAUAAUCCGCUAAUGAGAGGCUGUAGAUGCUCCCAGCAGCACGGCCGUGGCCCCGUGCCCGAGGCAGUCUCUGCGAGGCUCCCUUCACAUGCUCAGAACACGCUCGGGGGGCUCAGUGCGAGGUCUCUUGCUUACUUUUGGACUUGGACAGGCCCAAUCUGUGAAGAUAAUUAAAGUUCCUCUACUCUGGAUGCUCCCCAUGCCGCUGCCGCAGGCGGAGCUGGUGCGCAGCUCGCUGCAGCUGUACCGGUACCUGCUGCGCUGCUGCCGCCGCCUGCCCCCGGGCCCCGUGCAGCAGCACUACAGACACGCCAUCAGACAGAGUUUCAAAGUCCAUGCUGAUGAAGACGAUCCUGAGCGAAUCCAGCAGAUCAUUAAGAGAGCCAUUGAAGAUGCUGACUGGGUGAUGAAUAAAUAUAAAAACCAGAAGUAGAAGAGGAAGGAUGAAGCCAAGAAGGACUUUGUUCAAGAGGGAAAGGACCAUGGAGCUGGAAGGUACAGCCAUGGCAUGUCUGCAGCUCCAGAUGUCUGAGGUGCCAGCUGGGAUAUGGG